Sardina pilchardus (European sardine) is the source of this 2050-nucleotide messenger RNA. Its product is annotated as serine/threonine-protein kinase pim-1-like. NCBI's taxonomy places the organism in Eukaryota, Metazoa, Chordata, Actinopteri, Clupeiformes, Clupeidae. The transcript is spliced from 8 exons. Gene Ontology annotation, cellular component: cytoplasm. The record is from RefSeq and is a predicted model, not a curated record. Gene Ontology annotation, biological process: protein autophosphorylation; negative regulation of apoptotic process; regulation of mitotic cell cycle. The coding region runs from base 38 to 1210 and encodes 390 amino acids. Gene Ontology annotation, molecular function: protein serine/threonine kinase activity; ATP binding.
UUCAUGUCAACUAGACAUAAAACAGGCACGAUUAAUAAUGCCGGCUAAGCGUAGACGUGGAGCUAAGGGCGUGGUGGGAAGAGGCCCCAAUAGGACAGAUGUCCUUCCUUCCACCUCAGGCAACUCCACGGAGCCCACUGCUGCAGCCUCCACCUCUCAGUCCACCCAGCGUGGACCCAUGAGGCCAGAGAGAACUUGCAGGCAGCAGCAAACCCAGGGCAACAUGGCUCCACCAGCUGCAGUCCCUGACAAAAGCAAGAGAAAGAGGGACUACAGCAAUGUGGGGUCAGCCCAGGAGACCUCUAGGGAGAACCUCGGUGCGGUGGACCCAUCAGUGCUGAAAAGGAGACGUGCUGAGCCCCGCACUACAAAGAGGCCGAGGAGGACCAACGCGCCACCCAACGAUGAAGCAUCCUUUAUCCGCAAAUACACCAUGGGAGACCUGCUUGGUAAAGGAGGGUGUGGAUGUGUUUGUGAAGGAAUCAGAAAUUCUGACGGAUUACAAGUUGCCAUCAAGCUCAUCCCUAAGGAGAAUGCAGGGGGUUAUAUAACUGUGCCUGACACCGGUGAACAGCUCCCUCUGGAGGUGGCCCUCAUGACCAUAGUGUCCAGGCCACCAGAGUGCCCUAACAUCCUCAAGCUCGUGGAAUGGUUUGCGUUGCCCACCAUGUUCAUUCUAAUCCUGGAGCGCCCCAUGCCCUGCAUGGAUUUAUACGAGUACUGCGAGACUUUGGGAGGUCGGCUCACUGAAAGCCAGGGGAAGCACAUCAUCCGCCAGGUGGUCCUUGCUUUGAAACACUGCCGUGACUGCAGCGUUUUACACCGUGACGUAAAGCAAGAAAACAUCCUGGUCAACACCGAUGAUGUGACGGUCAAGCUCAUUGACUUUGGCUGUGGGGAGCUGUUGAAAGAGGGCCCCUACAACGCCUUUGCUGGCACGGAGGCGUUUAGCCCACCCGAGUGGUGGCUGCACAACAGCUACCAGGGCCGUCCGGCCACCGUCUGGUCCCUGGGUGUGCUGCUCUACGUCCUCCUCUGUGGGGAGCUGCCAUUUGUGGACGACGUUGAGAUCGUCACCAGACGACUGCGUUGCAGGAGGGGUCUAUCCAGUGAAUGCCGUAAUCUUAUUCACUGGUGCUUGAAGAAAGACCCAUCCAAACGGCCAGUCCUGGAGGAAAUUCUCCAGCACAAGUGGCUCUCAGCCGACUAGGGUUAGGUUACAGCAAGGAGAGAGAGGAGGAACUGUAAGGCAAAUAAAGUCUAAUCGACAGUGAAUCAAAAUGUUACACAUUUCACAGAUGAAAAACAUUUUCUUCUUACCAUGUGUGUACGUGUUAUCUAACAUCUUUUCAUACAAAACCAGUGAGUGACAGGGAAGGAGGUUGCUUAAGGAACAGCAUCCCUUAAAGCCUCAGAACAUCUGGACAAGGAAAGCCAUGGGAAAUACCAUCUCCACAAGAACUGCAAGGAGGUGUAUUAGUUCACAAGAACACGUCUAACAUCUAAACAGUAUUCCUGUAAAAUUGUGGAGACUAAGCAGAGUUGGUGGGUUGAGACUUUGAGUCUCACUGAGCUCUCACAACCCUGCUGAGUCGAUAAUUGUUACAUGAAAAAGGCCCGCUGUAGAUGGAGCAGGCAGCAAAUACCAUCUCAUUUCCGGUGGGUUCAUCCAGCAAGUGUUUCCAAAAGAACAUUUACAUGAAGUAACAGAUUAUAAUGAUAUUUGGAUCAAAGGUUGGAUACGAGAUGAUACUAAGCACAUAGAUCAUACAUAAGAGCUACUCAUUGUAAAAAUCUUCUUUUUAAAGGCCUGCUCCCAUUACGAACACUCCCAUGAUUGACAAGGUUCAGUAGGGCUGGUUGAAUGCCACUGUCUCAGCCUUGCUCUCAGCUGCACACCGAGCCAGCAUGCCUGUGUCAAAAGUACCACGGACUGGGCCUGUUGUGGGAAGCACUGUUCAUUUCAUGAAAAAGAUCAUUUCAUGGACUGUUCCAGAAGGCUUCUCCCUGACAACCGUUGUUGUUCUCUCUCUCCACUGUAGCUGACCAC